Messenger RNA from Aegilops tauschii subsp. strangulata, 603 nucleotides. The record is from RefSeq and is a predicted model, not a curated record. Lineage: Eukaryota; Viridiplantae; Streptophyta; Magnoliopsida; Poales; Poaceae.
AUGCGAGGCUCCACAGAGAUCUUCAAUCUCGUCAACUGUGACGGUGCCUCCGCCGCCGAUCUAUGGGCGGCCCUUCGUCAGCUCUUCCAGGACAACGUCGACGCUCGCGCCAACAAUCUCCACACCGAGCUUCGGAAUAUGGUGCAAGGUGAUUCACCAGUCGGCGUCUACUGCCAACGCCUCAAGGCGAUCGCGGAUGAACUCCGCGAACUUGGUGAUCUGAUCGACGAUCGCCAGCUCAUCAACGUCCUCCUCGUCGGCCUCAGCGAGCGGUUCGAGAAGCAGGCCUCCUUCAUCCCUAUGAUGCGUCCGCGUCCCUCCUUCGCCAAGGUUCGCUCGAUGCUCCAAUGGGCCGAUCGUGCCCUAACUACGAAGGACUCCCGUCCUCAGGUCUUCACUGCUUCUCCUCGCCCGCCUGCGUCGACACCGCCACCUCCACCAACAGCACCUUCUCAACCAUCCGGCUGGCGUCCAAGUCCCAACUACAGGGGAAAAAACCCUAGGCCGCCGCAGUUCCGCACGGCGCCCACUCCUGCUCCGCCCCCGGCUCCACCAACUGCACCACCACCGUCCCCGGCUUCAUCAACUGCACCAAUACUGUGA